Molecule: messenger RNA, 12597 nt
Organism: Stomoxys calcitrans (stable fly)
Lineage: Eukaryota; Metazoa; Arthropoda; Insecta; Diptera; Muscidae
Gene: Dscam1
Product: cell adhesion molecule Dscam2
Exons: 27
Coding region: 554-6841 (2095 amino acids)
Biological process (GO): dendrite self-avoidance; homophilic cell-cell adhesion; axon guidance
Cellular component (GO): plasma membrane; axon
Molecular function (GO): cell-cell adhesion mediator activity
Source: RefSeq, a predicted model, not a curated record
GUCAUUGCUGGCUCUGGCAGCACACAACAGUCAUCGUUUAGACGUCGUGGCGAUACGAUUGCUUUUUUCGUGAGCAGCGGUACGUUUGCAGCGUUUAGCAAAGUCUAUCAUCAUCGAAUCAUAAAUUCAUGAAACCGGUCGGUAAACGUGGGUGCUUGAAUGAAAUCAAAAUCAUAAUCUUGAAAAAUCAGUGAAUUUAAAAUUAAGGCUGCCUAGCCAGCCAAAGCAGUCUUCAGUUGUCGACGAAGAGUAGUGAGAGAAGUUGAAGAAGCAAAAGGGCAUUUGAACCUUAUCCCUUCCCUGAGAAUUCUCGCUUGCAGAGAAUAUCGAUUUGUAAUCAAACGUGCGCCAUCGCGUAUUGUAGGUGUUACGUGUUAAAAAUAUUUAAACUAGCCGAGUCUAAUUAAAUCAGAAAACUAAGAAAACAAUCAAUCUAAACAACCUUCACUACCUAAAAUAGUGUUGGUAAACAGAAAGCCGCAGCAGCACUAGUCGCCGUAGAAGAAGAAUAAAUCUUCAAAUCUUGAUCUCAAAUAAAACCAAAGAGCAGCGCAUGCUACAACCUUCCGCAAUGGGAUUAUUAAGAAGUCUUAUAAAAUGGCUAUCGCUAUUAGCUGUAGUCACAGCAUAUUCUGCCUCCCUAACUUUAGCUGUCAAUCCCCCAGAUGCCGACCAAAAAGGACCCGUCUUUUUGAAGGAACCCACCAAUCGCAUUGACUUCUCCAACUCUACUGGUGCCGAAAUUGAAUGCAAAGCCAGCGGUAACCCCAUGCCUGAGAUUAUAUGGAUCCGUAGCGAUGGCACCGCUGUUGGCGAUGUUCCCGGUUUGCGUCAAAUCUCUUCGGAUGGCAAAUUGGUGUUCCCUCCCUUCCGUGCCGAAGAUUAUCGCCAAGAAGUACAUGCCCAAGUUUAUGCCUGUUUGGCCCGCAAUCAAUUUGGUUCGAUUAUUUCCCGUGAUGUCCAUGUCCGAGCCGUGGUGGCCCAGUACUACGAAGCCGAUGUUAAUAAAGAGCAUGUGAUACGCGGCAAUUCAGCGGUAAUCAAAUGUUUGAUACCUUCAUUUGUGGCCGAUUUUGUUGAGGUGGUCUCCUGGCAUACGGAUAGUGAGGAGAAUUUCUAUCCAGGCUCAGAAUAUGUUGUUUCCCAACACUAUGAAGAGGAUAUCCACAAGGCCUUUGUAAUUCGUGGCAAUUCGGCCAUUUUGAAAUGUGAUAUACCCUCGUUUGUGGCCGAUUUUGUUAAUGUCAUCUCCUGGCAUACCGAUCAGGAAGAGAACUUUUUCCCCGGCACUGAAUAUGAUGGCAAAUAUUUGGUUUUACCCUCCGGAGAAUUGCAUAUUCGUGAAGUUGGACCCGAAGAUGGAUACAAAAGUUAUCAAUGCCGCACCAAACACAGAUUAACCGGUGAAACCAGAUUAAGUGCCACCAAAGGACGAUUGGUGAUUACAGAACCUGUGGGCUCAAAAGCUCCCACAUUUUCCAGUGAUUCCAAGGGUAGUAUAUUCGAACGAAAUAUAAAAACAAGCUUUGCCCUACUUUGUCAGGCUCAAGCGUUUCCUGUGCCCAUUAUAAGAUGGUAUAAAUUCAUUGAAGGAACUACCCGCAAACAGGCUGUUGUCUUGAACGAUCGCGUUAAACAAGUCUCUGGAACUUUGAUUAUUAAGGAUGCUGUCGUCGAGGAUUCUGGCAAAUAUUUGUGUGUUGUUAACAAUUCGGUGGGUGGUGAAUCUGUGGAAACUGUCUUAACUGUUACUGCUCCCCUCUCGGCCAAAAUCGAUCCUCCCACCCAAACUGUUGAUUUCGGACGCCCAGCUGUUUUCACCUGUCAAUACAGUGGCAAUCCCAUUAAGACUGUUAGUUGGUUAAAGGAUGGCAAAGCUAUGGGCCACUCUGAUCCCGUUUUACGCAUUGAAUCUGUGAAGAAGGAAGAUAAGGGCAUGUAUCAGUGUUUUGUACGCAAUGACCAGGAAUCCGCUGAAGCAAGUGCAGAAUUGAAAUUGGGUGGCCGUUUUGAUCCUCCUGUUAUACGUCAAGCUUUCCAAGAAGAAACCAUGGAACCCGGACCAAGUGUAUUCCUGAAGUGUGUAGCCGGCGGUAAUCCCACACCUGAAAUCUCCUGGGAAUUGGAUGGCAAGAAGAUUGCCAACAAUGAUCGCUACCAAGUUGGCCAAUAUGUUACCGUUAAUGGAGAUGUUGUAUCAUAUUUGAAUAUUACCUCGGUCCAAGCAAAUGAUGGUGGUCUCUACAAAUGUAUUGCCAAGAGCAAAGUUGGAAUUGCUGAACACUCUGCCAAAUUGAAUGUCUAUGGCUUGCCCUACAUCCGUCAAAUGGAAAAGAAAGCUAUUGUGGCCACCGAAACAUUGAUUGUGACAUGUCCCGUUGCCGGCUACCCAAUUGAUUCGAUUGUUUGGGAAAGAGAUAAUCGUGCCUUGCCCAUUAACCGCAAACAAAAAGUCUUCCCCAAUGGCACUCUCAUCAUUGAAAAUGUGGAACGUAACUCGGAUCAGGCCACCUACACCUGUGUUGCCAAAAAUGCUGAAGGCUAUUCUGCUCGUGGUUCAUUAGAAGUCCAAGUCAUGGUAUUACCACAAAUUGUACCAUUUUCCUAUGAUGACAUUAUCAAUACUGGCGAUUUUGUGGAAUUAUUUUGUCAAGUACAAAAAGGUGAUCGUCCCAUUAAAAUAAACUGGAGCUUUGAACAUCCUGCUGAAUAUACAAAUUACAAUUCCCAACAGCUAAUUAUGCGUACAAAUCGUGUAAGCAGUAAAUCAAGUAUACUCUCAAUACCUAGAGCUACGCCAGAGCAUACGGGAACCUAUACAUGCACGGCUAGCAAUGCUGCUGGUUUUACAUCAUACAGCACAAAUUUGACCGUUAAUGUACCACCAAGAUGGAUUUUGGAACCCACCGAUAAGGCUUUUGCUCAAGGCUCUGAUGCUAAAGUAGAAUGCAAAGCUGAUGGCUUCCCCAAACCACAAUUGACCUGGAAGAAAGCUGUGGGCAACAGUCCUGGUGAAUACAAAGAUUUGAAGAAAAACGAUAACAUUCGCGUUGAAGAAGGCACUCUCCACAUUGACAACAUUCAAAAGACCAACGAAGGCUAUUACUUAUGCGAAGCUAUAAAUGGCAUUGGUUCCGGACUCUCUGCCGUUAUUAUGAUCAGCGUUCAGGCUCCUCCAGAAUUCACCGAAAAAUUGCGUAAUCAAACUGCCCGUCGUGGUGAACCAGCUGUCUUGCAGUGUGAAGCUAAAGGCGAAAAACCCAUUGGCAUUUUAUGGAACAUGAACAACAUGCGCCUGGACCCCAAGAAUGAUAACCGUUACACAAUUCGCGAAGAAAUCCUAUCGACCGGUGUUAUGUCCUCAUUAUCCAUCAAACGUACCGAACGCUCCGAUUCUGCUCUCUUCACCUGUGUUGCCACCAAUGCUUUUGGCUCAGAUGAUGCCAGUAUCAACAUGAUUAUCCAGGAAGUUCCCGAAAUGCCAUAUGCUUUGAAAGUUUUGGAUAAAUCUGGACGCUCGGUACAAUUGAGCUGGGCCCAACCCUACGAUGGCAAUUCACCCAUUACCCGUUACAUCAUUGAAUUCAAACGUUCUCGUGCCUCUUGGGAUGAAAUUGAUCGUGUCAUGGUACCCGGUGAUACUACCGAAGCUCAAGUGCAGAAAUUGAAUCCAGCCACCACCUAUAACAUACGCAUUGUUGCUGAAAACACCAUUGGAACCUCUCAGACCUCAGAAGCCGUCACCAUUAUCACCGCCGAAGAAGCUCCCUCUGGCAAACCUCAAAACAUUAAAGUCGAACCUGUGAAUCAGACAACUCUGCGCGUUACCUGGAAACCACCCACCCGUUCGGAAUGGAAUGGAGAAAUUUUGGGCUACUAUGUGGGCUACAAACUAUCGAACACCAACUCUUCGUAUGUUUUUGAGACCGUAAACUUUUUAACCGAAGAAGGCAAAGAACACAAUUUGGAUUUGACAAACUUGCGCGUCUACACUCAAUACUCAGUGGUUAUUCAGGCUUUCAACAAGAUUGGUGCUGGUCCCCUAAGUGAUGAAGAAAAGCAAUUCACUGCCGAAGGUACACCCAGUCAACCACCUAGCGAUACCUCCUGCACUACCUUGACUUCGCAGACCAUUCGCGUUAGCUGGGUCAGUCCACCAUUGGAAUCGGCUAACGGUGUUAUUAAGACUUACAAGGUUGUGUAUGCUCCCAGCGAAGAGUGGUAUGAUGAAACUAAACGCCAUUACAAAAAGACUGCCUCCUCAGAUACUGUUUUACAUGGAUUAAAGAAAUACACCAACUACACUAUGCAAGUUUUGGCCACCACUGCCGGAGGUGAUGGUGUUCGCAGCGUACCAAUUCACUGCCAAACCGAACCUGAUGUUCCCGAAGCUCCCACCGAUGUUAAAGCCCUUGUUAUGGGUCAAGCUGCCAUUUUGGUCUCAUGGCGUCCACCAGCACAACCCAAUGGCAUUAUUCAACAAUACACUGUUUACACUAAAGUUGAAGGUGCCGAAGGUGAACCCAAGAGCCAAAAGAUUCCCCACUAUCAAAUGAGCUACGAAGCCACCGAAUUGGAAAAGAACAGUCCCUAUGAAUUCUGGGUUACUGCCAGCACCAACAUUGGCGAAGGUCAACCCUCAAAGAGUAUUGUUGCCAUGCCCAGUGAUCAAGUUCCUGCUAAGAUUGCCUCUUUCGAUGAUACCUUCACUGCCACAUUCAAGGAAGAUGCCAAAAUGCCUUGCUUAGCUGUGGGAUCACCUCAACCCGAAAUCACAUGGAAAAUUAAGGGAGUCGAAUUCACUGGCAACGAUCGUAUGCGCGUUUUACCCGAUGGUUCUUUGUUGAUUAAAUCUGUAAAUCGCCAGGAUGCUGGAGAUUAUACCUGCCAUGCUGAGAACUCUAUUGCCAAGGACUCUAUAACACAUAAAUUGAUUGUUUUGGCUCCACCCAUGUCACCACAAGUAACACUGUCGGCCACCACCACUGAUUCAUUGACUGUCAAGGUUAAGCCUCAUGAAGGUGAUACUGCUCCACUCCAUGGCUACACAUUGCAUUACAAACCAGAAUUUGGCGAAUGGGAAACCGCUGAAGUUGCCGUUGAUGCCCAAAAGUUCAACAUUGAAAAUCUAUUGUGCGGUUCACGUUAUCAGGUCUAUGCUACAGGAUUUAACAACAUUGGCGCUGGCGAAGCUUCAGACAUUCUAAACACUCGCACUAAGGGCUACAAACCUAAAUUACCUGAAAAAUCACGAUUCAUUGAAGUCUCCUCGAACUCGGUGUCAUUACAUUUCAAGGCCUGGAAAGAUGGUGGCUGUCCCAUGUCUCAUUUUGUGGUAGAAAACAAAAAACGCGACCAAAUCGAAUGGAAUCAAAUCUCCAAUAAUGUCAAGCCCGAUAACAACUACGUCGUUUUAGAUUUGGAACCCGCCACUUGGUAUAACUUACGUAUCACAGCCCAUAACUCUGCUGGUUUCACUGUUGCUGAAUAUGACUUUGCCACUCUUACUGUUACCGGAGGAACCGUUGCACCUCUCGAUGAUGGCCGAGGUUCGGGCAAUUUACACACACGCAUACGUUUACCCGCCUGGAUGCCCGAAUGGUUGGAUCUGAACUUUAUGGUGCCCCUGAUUGCCACCGUGAUUGUGGUAUUUGUGGGAAUUUUGGUGGUGUGUGUUGCCCUCUCACGCAGACGUUCGGAUGAUUUACGCGGCGGCCAAAAGGAUGUUUAUUAUGAUGUAGUUUAUAAUCAGACUAUGGGACCCGGUGCCACCCUGGACAAGAGGCGCCCCGAUUUGCGCGAUGAACUGGGAUACAUUGCUCCACCCAACCGCAAGCUGCCACCCGUGCCAGGCUCCAACUACAACACCUGCGAUCGGAUCAAGCGAGCUCGCGGUGGUAUGCGUUCAAAUCACUCAACUUGGGAUCCACGCAGACCCAAUUUAUAUGAAGAAUUGAAGGCACCACCAGUACCAGCCCAUAAUAAUCAUUAUGGUCAUGUGCAUAAUAUCAACGAAUGUACUUACAAACAUCCAGGCAUGGAAGAUGAAAUUUGUCCCUAUGCCACUUUCCAUCUUUUGGGCUUCCGCGAGGAAAUGGAUCCCACCAAGGCAAUGAACUUCCAAACCUUCCCCCACCAAAAUGGUCAUGCCCCACCCGGCCAUGCUGGCACCAUGGGACCCCCUGGACAUCCUGGUCAUAUGCACUCUCGUUCUGGUUCACAAUCUAUGCCACGUGCCAACCGUUAUGCCCGCAAGAACAGCCAAGGUGGACAAUCAUCGAUUUAUACACCAGCUCCUGAAUAUGAUGAUCCUGCAAAUUGUGCUGAAGAAGAUCAAUAUCGUCGUUACACUCGCGUUAACUCUCAGGGCGGCAGUUUGUAUUCUGGACCUGGACCCGAAUAUGAUGAUCCUGCAAAUUGCGCUCCCGAAGAAGAUCAGUAUGGCUCACAAUAUGGCGGUCCUUACGGUACACCUUAUGAUCAUUAUGGCUCACGUGGAUCUAUGGGCAGACGUAGUGUUGGCUCAGCCCGCAAUCCUGGUGGAAAUAGCUCUCCUGAACCCCCACCACCACCACCACGCAAUCAUGACAUGAGCAAUUCCUCAUUCAAUGAUUCCAAGGAAAGCAAUGAAAUAUCCGAAGCUGAAUGUGAUCGUGAUCAUGGACCACGUGGCAAUUAUGGCGAAGAUACUAAAGAUGCUGUUAAAAGGUCACCUAUUCACAAGGAUCAACGUACCACCGAAGAAAUGCGAAAAUUGAUUGAAAGAAACGAAGCCGGCCCAAAACAACUCCAACAACAAAGUGGCGCAGGAUUCACAGCCUACGAUACUAUGGCAGUGUAAUUUGUAAAUUAGCUUAGAUGACGAGCAGCAGCAGCAGCAGAAAAGCUACUACAUAAGCCAAACAACACAUCAUCAAUGUCACGAACCCCAUUAAACACACAUUUCAAACGACUUCAAUGCAAGUAAGAGAAAACAACUUCAAGCAUUAAUGAAUAUUUAAAUUGAAAAAAGGAAAAUUUAAAAAAAAACCUCAACACCAUCACUCAUGGCAAAUUUUUUGAAACAAAAAAUGCCAACUCCCAAAAAAGAAAAAAACAAAACUGCAACAAAAUUUGACUAAACCAAAAUUGAGUGAUUUAUACGAGAAAAAAAACGGAAAACCUAUUUAAAUAUUUAAGAAAACCACACAACAGACAACUACACCAAAAACGUUUCUUUCUUAUGGAAUGAAGAGAGAAAAAGGCAAAUGUUGUCUUAAGAACAUGCUAGGGUUUCUUUUGUAACCUAACAUUUGCCUUUUUCCCAAAAAUAAAAAUUAAAUUAAAACAAAAAAAAUAAAAACAAAAUUGUGCGAAAGUUAAAAAAUAAAACAAGACACCCUCAACCACACACAAACACAUAAAAAUACACUAUUUAAAAACCAAAAUAACGAAAAAAAUGAUAUAAGGAAAAGAAAACUUUGCAUUUUUUAAACUAUUAAGAAAAACAAAAUACAACGUAUACAUAUAUAUUUAAAAAAAAAUUGAAAACAAAAAAACAGAAAUUUUUUUAAUGUAUAAGUGUAUUUUGAUGGUGAACAUUAUUUAAAAAAAAAAUAAUAUUAAUAUAAUGAAGUCACAGUCAUAGUUAUAUGAUGUGAAGGCAAUGCAGAUUAUGAUGAUGAAAAGAAAGAAGGAAAAACGUAUAUACACAAAAAAAUCAACCAAUAUUAAGAAAUAGUCAGGAAUAUUAAAUAACACCACAACAACAAACCCCAUAAAAUAUUUAUACUUCAGCAAUAAACCAAAUUCAAAUACACAAAAAUGUUCAAGAAAUUCUUAGAAAUUGCUUUGAUAUAUGAAGGCGUAUUCUUUUUUUUACCAAUGGAAACUCUUUUGGUGUAUUUAUUAGGUUAUCAGGAAAAUAUUAUUUUUUGUUGAAAAUUUGAUGUAGAAAAGAUUCCUAAAUAUUUUUUUAAUUUUUUUCAUUUCAAAAAUGUUUAAUAUUUUCUCAAAAACCCGUUGUAAAAUAUUCUCAAAAAUAUUUACGGCCUUAUUCACAAAACUUAAUGUAGAUUUUGAAAUAUUCUUAUUUGACAGAUUUCCUUUAUAGAACUGUCAAAAGAAACCCAUUUUAAAGCUUUAUGAAGUUGUGUAAGUAAGACCAUUAAUAUUUAAAAUGUCAAGUUAACAUUAAACGAUGAGCUACUCCAGGAAAAUGAGUUUUUUUGUUAACACCAAAUGCUGACAACUAUUCAUCAUGUUGCACUUGCAGAGAAACAUGUAGGCAUUGAUCACUACAAGUUUUAUAAUCGAAUCUUAUAUGUCCCUCACCAUGUACCACGCUUGGUUCUCAAGUUCUCCGGACAACCAUACUAUCUGCAAGGCCUUGUUUAGAGUAAGCUAUGUAUGGUGUGGGGUAGUCACAGCAUAAGUCCAAAAUUCCAUCCAAAAUUUCGUUCAUUUUGCAUAUGAGUGCGCUCUUUAGGAGCACAAGAACUCAAAUUGGAAGUUCAGCUUAAAAGCACAAAGUUCCGUGCAAAAAUAUUCUCCAUGCUGUAUAUGACUGCACUCUGUGGGUGCACAUUAACGCAUAUUGGAAGAUCGGCUUCUAUAGACAGUAAACCAAGUUGUAACCCGAUUUUGAGCAUACUUACAUUGGUCAAUACAAGUGGUAAGAUAAUACAACAUGCACAAUUUUAGACAAAUUUGUUAAGAGUUGUGAUCUUAGAAACCUCAAAAUCUAUAUGAUGUUCUGUUAUAUCAGAUUACUGCCCGAAACAGAUGAUUCUCUGCAUAGACUCUGAAAGUUGAAACAGCGCACGUUAAUUUCAAACCGAAUCGAAAACGAAUUGUGCUCUUAUAUUGUAGAUGCUCAAUAAGUGAAAUCGUGAAUCGGUUUAUAGGGGAGCUACUUUCAAAUCGCAAUGAUUUGGCCAAUUUGCGCCCCCAACUUGUUUCAAAAAUAAGAAUUAUUUGUGGAAAAUUAAAAGCAGGCUUUUUGUAAAAAAGUUUUUUCGACAUAUGUACGGCGGAAAUUGGUAAAUAGUCUAUAAAUUGAAUUGUGAUCAAGAUUAUAAGCACUUUAUGGAAUCCUAGAUCACCAUCGCCGUAGCUUUCGCAGAAUCCAUCCGCUGUCCCAACUUGGCAAGUCCAUCUGUAACCUAUUUAUCCACCAUCUCCUGGAGACCAAAGAAUCGAGACGCUACUUGGACAUGCGUGUCAUGCCUCCUACUUACAUAACCCAUAACCAGGGUCCAGACGCCGCCUAACUGUAAGAGGGACCAGGGAAGGAACCCAUAACUUUCUCUCCUUUAGGACAACCUCUAGAAAAAGCACGCCCUGCAAAAUAAUCACGACUUUCGAUUGGAAAAAGUUUUUAGUUUUGGUUAGGUUGAAGAAGAGGAUGGGGGAUUUAAUCCAUUCUAUGCGUUCCUCUUCUGUAUUAAAACCUCUAGAAAAAGCAUGCCCUACGAAAUAAUCACGACAUUCGAAUGGAAAAAGUUUUUAGUUUUGGUUAGGUUGAAGAAGAGGAUGGGAGAUUUAAUCCAUUCUAUAUACACCAAAGCCAUUAAAUGACUUUUUAAUCUAACUGUUCCGAAUACAAACCCCAGAAAUUCUGUGGCAGUAAUUAUGUACUUUUCACAUUCUGUGCCCCGGAGUUGUUUCAAGACUGGCACUAUGGGCGUUCUCACACGGAAAAGUCAAUCAUUUAUAUAGAAAGUGUUACAAUAUCUGGUUGUUCUACCCACAACUUCUUUAAAGUGAUGGGCUUGCACCAAAAUCCAUUAUGAAUCCCAUAAUAUACUGUAUUCGUUUUCGUUUGAGCCUGUCCAUGAUUUUUUUUUUUUUUCUAAAAACAUGGUAAUUUUCGAAAUUGAACUAAGAAAAUUAAUGCAAGUAUUCUUGUAAUAGUUGGAAUUAUUGUUAUACAAACCAAUUUUGAGCUAGUUACUUUAGUCAGUUCACUAGUUCAAUAUGUUCAGUAAUCUAUUUUUGGGUUUACGUUCAAUGGUCUUUUUCUGUCUUUCACCGUUUGCUAACUUAGCUGGUUUGGCUUACCUGUGUUAUGGUUAGUAGAAAACUAAUGUAGCAUUCAUGCCCAUAACUAAUCCUUGAAUAAAUAAGCGAAGUGAACAAAACGAAAGAUAUUAAACGAACUAGUUCAAUUGAAUGGUUCACUGAAACGAGCGAAGUGAAUGAAACGAUAGAAUAAUUCAGGUCGUGAAAGGACUAGUUCAAUUGAAUAGUUUACUGAAAUGAACAAACUGAUUUAGACGUAUUAAACGAAACUUUUCUUCACGAGACUAAUGAGAUUAGCAAGAAUGAGAUUAGAGAAACUUUCCGGUAAAAAGAAAGAAACUAGUCAAAAGCAGCACACUGGACAAUUGAAUUGACUGAACGAGCUAGUUCAGUAAGCUGCAUUGAGCGGCCAAUUUAAUGAAAAACAUUGACAUUGUUUGGAAAGCCAAAAUAAAAGACAAAAGCAGAUUCACUUUGGCAACAAAUUAACCCUGUAUGUUAAAAGAGAAAAGUGAUGGAAGUUUGAGGUAUAUAUUUGUCCAAAUUCUAUGUACAUUGUAGCAAGCCAAAAAAAAUGAAGAGUUAGUCUUUUAUUUAUAGUUUUUAGAGUGCACAACAAGCCGAUUACUGGCUUAGGUGUAUGUCCAUAGUGGCAGGGGACGGAUUAAUAUCUGCACCCUCUUUUCAACCUAACCUAGUCUUUUAUUCCCCUUCUUUAAAAAACUCAGAACAAAUACUAUUGUGUGCACGAAGCAAAUCUCAAGUUUAGCUUAAUAGCUAGGUAUAUCUCGCAUUAUAUUCUCAUAAUCAUUUAUAGCUCUAAUGUCUAUCUAUACUGUAUGUGUGCUCUUAACUACAGUGAGCCAUUUUUGUAAGGACCGAAAACACUUAGAGUCCAAACCCAGUCAAAGAGUCAAGAUAAGGGACUUUCAUGCCGCAUCCCUCUUACGCUAGCGUCAGCAUGUAAACAAAUUAACGCUAACUCUUGACUCUUAGAUUGGGUUUGGACUAUUAUAAAGCGGUUAUCAAAAUCGUAAUUUACGAUCAAUUAAAAACAAAUUGCCUAAAAAGCCAAACGUUUUAAAUCAACAUCAAAAACCCUAGGAAUGAUUUUGGUUUUAGACCCACGAUUCUUUUAGAAAAACUUUUAGAAUUGUUCGAUCAGAAAAAAUUGACCCACCCUACUACAGAUAGAACAUACAAGCUUUUGGUUUAAAUUAAUACCUUGUUAUACAAUUAGAAUGCCUUGUUAUGCAAUUUUUAUUGGUCCUGUCUUAAGAUGCGAAUUGAUGUAGUGAGGCAAAGUACAUCGCUGACUUCACCAACAAAGUCUACUUACAAAUUCAAUUAUGGCUUCAAUGUGUGCAAACAUAUUACGAUUAUUUUCAGUAUCCGAAAAUAUAACUUUUAUACAAAUUAUUUCAUACACUUUCCGUGUAUGAAAUAAUUUAGAUUGCCUUAAGCAUAAUUUCUUGUAAAUUUAAUUUAGUAAGAAAAGAGUUUCACAUACAAAGAAUGAAUAUGCUUCUCAUUAUUUUUCCAAUUUCUUCCUCUUGAACAUUGAACUAAGCACAAUUUUUAUUUUAAUUUGUAUACACUGGUUUGAUUAAAAAUAUGUUUUUUUCUUUUUUUUAAUAUUUAAUAUAAUUUUAAACAAGAAUCUCAUUGAUAUUCAUAGAAGAAGAAAAAAAAAACCAUCAAGAGUUGAAAAAAGUCAUUAUUUUAAUGUAAUUGCCAUUCAUUUUAUUUUCUGCAAAGAGUUUUCUUUACGAAAACCCACCCUUCUAGGUUUUAAGCUCAUUUUAUAGUUUAUAUAUAAUCCUCAUAUAUAUAUCAUACACUUAUUUUAUUCAAUUUCAUCAUGAAUCCUAUUAAUAUUAUCCAAGAAAAACAUAAACAUGGAAAAUUAUAACGGUUUUUAUAAUUUUUAACAUUUAAGAUUGUGAUGUUUAUAUGUUAGUCAUUAUAAUUAUGUUUGUAAUUUCUACUUUUUAUAAUUUUAACAUUAAGUGCCACACUAAGAAAAAGAUUAAGGUUCUAUACAGUGGUUUGGAGAUAAUGAGAAAGCUUGUUCUUCAAGUCUACUUAACUUUUAUUCACACCACAAGAUUGGUCAAUUAUAUUUUUUUUUUAUUAAUUAUUAUUUUUGUACAAUUUUCAAACAGUGCUUCCCACAAUUUCAAUAGCAUCACUUUCAUUUUGUAUUAUACAUUGGCAUCUAGCCUAACCUCCCAACCCAUCCUUAGUCCUGUCAUACAUCAUUGUGCUAACUAUGUGUUUUAUAUAUACAAUACAUACAAAUGUGUACCCUUUCUGUUAAUUUUUAAGUGAAAGCUUUAAUAUUUUUGCCCCUCGCCCUUAUUUUGAUUUGUAAUAUAUAUAUUAUUUUUAUUUUUUUUUUAAUUUAAAGUAUAUAAUUACUUAUUUACCCGUUUGUAUAUAUACAAACAUUUUCAAUUGAUUUUGAACAGAAAGAAAAAAGACCCCCCAUUAUUAUUAUUUUGAUUUUAACUUAAGUUUAAUUUAAUUUUUUUAGUUUAUUUCGAUAUUUUUCCUUAUUAAAAUACAAAACGAACUAUGUUUCAACAUUUUAAA